Macrosiphum euphorbiae (potato aphid) is the source of this 1419-nucleotide messenger RNA. NCBI's taxonomy places the organism in Eukaryota, Metazoa, Arthropoda, Insecta, Hemiptera, Aphididae. The record is from the annotation of a GenBank genome assembly.
AUGGGAAAUCUUUUAGUAGACAGAAUAGCACCUCACCUGCAAGGAUUCAGAUGGAUUGUAGCAAACCAGAUCAGACUAUACAGUUGCUAUUGCUCCCCUAAUGUAGCCCUCACAGAGUUUGAGGACUUUCUAGAGAGACUUGAGGCAAGCAUUAGAGAAUCUGAUCUUCCAGCCGUAGUGGUGGGCGACUUCAAUUCCAAGUCAGGAACUUGGGGCAGUCCCAUCGAGGACGCAAGAGGACACCGGCUGGCGGACCUCAUGGCGUCAUUGUAUCUGAUAGCCUGCAACCAGGGAGGAUCGCCGACCUUUGUGAGAGGAAACUCUGGUACUCACAUCGAUGUUACUUUCGCCGCCUCAGUGCUGAUACAUAAGGUGUGCGAUUGGACAGUCUUGGAAGAAGAAUCGCUGAGCCUCCACAGGUACAUUACAUUCAGCAUCAGACAGGAACAAGGAAACCAGGGAGGUCAGCAAACAGGCAAAAGGUGGAGCUGGAAGAGGUUCGACCUAUCCAAACUACGGACGUUUGUGUCAUCGGUUGAGUUCGAGGACUCUGCCAAUGCCGCAGCUGCAACACACAGACUGAAGUCAAUUGUGGAGGAAGCCUUCAACAAGAGUAUGCCUAAGGGAAAUUACAAGGGAGGAAAGAAACCGGCCUAUUGGUGGACGACGGAAAUUGAUGAGCUGCGCAGGAAAUGCCACUCAACCCGCAGGCAUAUAAAAAGAGGCAGACUCAGAGGAGAGCCUUAUGCGAAUGGAGUGGAAAACAUUGAAUAUAGGGAGGCAAGGAGAGAGCUUAAACACGCGAUUAAUAAGAGUAAGAAGAACUGUUGGAGCAACCUAUGCAAACAAGUCGACACGGACCCAUGGGGAUUACCGUACAAAUUGGUGACAAAAAAACUGAUAGGCCGGAAACCAAUUCCAGGGAUAAACCUACCGGGUCGACUGGAGAGUAUAGUGGACACAAUGUUCCCGAACAUCGCUGCCGUAGAGUGGCCAGUUGCGGCGGACAAAUAUGUAUUCCUGGAGGUAACGGAGGCGGAGAUCAUAGGACAGGCGAAGAAAGUCCCGAUAGGCAAAGCUCCAGGACCGGAUGGUGUACCAGAUCUAGUCAUCAAGAGAAUUGCCGAAAUCCGACCUGACAUCCUCUGCAAGACAUUUAAUUUGUGCUUGGGCGAUGGUAUUUUCCCGGCAGUAUGGAAAGAGGCAGCGCUGGUCUUGCUGCCAAAAGGCAAUAGGCCACUAGACCAACCUUCUUCAUACAGACCAAUAUGUCUACUCAAUACUGCGGGCAAGUUUUUCGAGCGGAUAAUUAAGGGAAGAAUAGAAGCGCAUCUGGAGGAUCAAGGGGGACUGAGGGACCGACAGUUGUUCAAAGAAGUUUCCAAAAAAGUACAGCGAAGAGACUGUAUACAAUUCUGA